GCCUAUGCAGACGGCCACGUUUCGAUCGACCCGCGGCCCUCUCUCUCUCUCUCCAGUCUCCUUCCGUUCCUCCAUCGGAAGCGAUAAGGAAACCUCGGUGGGAUGCUCGCUCGCGUUUCCGCCAUGGUGAAGCUCGCGACCGCUCGGGAGAGCCGCACCUACGGCCACCUCGCCGCCCGCGAUCGUUUGGAGUACAUCAACGCCGGAUUGUACGUACUGGCCCCCGUCCUCCUCGUCGGCGGCUUCACGGCCCAGCUCUCCACCGCCCCAGCCUUCGCCAAGUCCGGCCUCGCCCUCGCCCUCAUCGGCCUCGCUCUCGUCCUCGUCGUCAACGCUCAUGACCUCGUCGCGCACUUGGCCGGCGUCGACUUCUGCCUCUCCCUGGUGGAGUUCGACGUGCAGCUGGCGCUGGUGGAGUUCUCCGUACCGCUGGCGCACAUUGUUGGCACCAUCUUGAACUUCAUCGGCAUACUGUUCUUUUUUAUCCAGAUGGAGAAACGCUACAGUCCGAGGCUGGAAAGGCAUGCGGUCAACACACUGAUAUCGGGGCCAAUCUUUUGGGUCAUCGGUUCCAUCCACAACAUCUGCCAAGUCUACGAGACAGCAAAUGGCCAUGUCCAGAUACUACAGAAGUGUGUGCAGGUUCCCCUGCUCAUGGGAAGCUUGCUCUUCUUGGUCGCCGGAAUCCUCAACAACCAUGAUACCUUCGGGUCAAUUCACACAACUUCCAAGAUCAUGGGGAAGAGUUGGGUUUGGUUGUGCCUGUCGGGGAGUUGUCUGUUCUUUGUGGGGGGAUUGCUGAACGUGGUGAAAGUGUCCAAGAUGCAGCGGAGGGAUGGGGUGAGGCUUGAGAAGCUGCGAGGCACCGCGCACGAGAGCUCGGCCAGACGAAGGGAGGGUCAGCUUCCACUGAUCCUGGAGAGCAGCAGAAGGAAGAAAGCAGAGGAGGUUACGCCGGUAGUGCGAAUCCCUGCAUCAACUCCUCCGCAUUACAAGGCGGUGCCCUAAUCGGAAGCCAAGCUUGAAACACCGUUUGAAUUGGAUUGAUUAGCCUUUGGAUGUGACCGUGGAAUGUUGUUGAUGUUGGGAAAAAAAUACGACAAAGAAGAGGAUAAAAAAUACUAUGGAAACAAAUAACAAACACAAGAUCAAGAAUACUUUAAGAAAAAUAUUUAGGCUUGAAAAGUGUAUAAAUAGUUU
Musa acuminata AAA Group (dessert banana) is the source of this 1200-nucleotide messenger RNA. RefSeq lists its product as uncharacterized. The coding region runs from base 103 to 1008 and encodes 301 amino acids. The transcript is spliced from 3 exons. The record is from RefSeq and is a predicted model, not a curated record. Lineage: Eukaryota; Viridiplantae; Streptophyta; Magnoliopsida; Zingiberales; Musaceae.